CAGACAUGGUACAAGACGAUCUCUGUCUUAAAAUCAUUUUGUCGGUUGAUUUUUUCAAAUGUUACAGAUUACAAAAAGCCUAUUUUUGUUAAAUGGGCCUAAAACUUAAUGGGCCUUAAAACCUACUUUGAGAUUCUUUUGCCACAGCUUUCCCGCUAAAAACUCUCUCUCAUUCCCGCUUAAGCUCACCAUCAGAUUCCGAUUUGCCACUUCCCCGCAAGGUUCCGAUCAGAUCUGGAAAUGGAAUUCGAUAUCCCAUUACCGGAGGAGCUUGAGCUUCUCGAAGCUAAUUCUUACUAUCCCGAAGAAGAAGAAGAUGAUGACUACCUUAACUUCGAGGAGGCGCCGUAUCCUUACCCAAUCGACGGCGACGAGGAAAAGGAAGAAGAACGGGAGGCUAAUCCACAGCAAUCGGAAUCUCCCGAUAUCAACGGCUGUAAACGACCCAGGAGUCUAGUGUCCGAUCCGAUUGUCAAUCUCGACGAAGGCUCUUCUCCAGCCGCGGAGAAGAGAAGCAAAAUCGAUGAUAAUAAUCGGGUGGAGAUGGAAGACGAGGAAUGGUUACGGCCACCGCCGAUUAAGAAAGUGGUACAUGUUAUGGAUGAGGAAGAAGAAGUGAUCAUUCCCCAGGAGACUAUUUUGUCCAGAUACGCUUCUGAGAUAGACGGGGAGUGUUUUCCGAUUACGGCACCGGACGGAGGAGAUAGGGUUUAUGCUAAAUUCAACCGAGCUUUGGGAGAUGAAGAGGUGAAGAAACUGGAUGUGAAAGCCAAAUCCAAUGGUCUUAUUAAAGAUCCCAUCAGUGUUCUUCUAGAACAAUCAGAGAAAGAGGCAUUUAACAAGGUCUUGCAAGCUAGCUCCGAGGAUCAGAAUGAAACCAUCACUGCAGAAACAUCUGUAAUGCAUGAAAGGCUCUGGGUGGAUAAAUAUUCUCCGAGCUCGUUUACUGAGCUUCUCAGUGAUGAGCAGACCAAUCGGGAGGUUCUGUUAUGGCUUAAGCAGUGGGAUGCUUCUGUUUUUGGAUCUGAAAUUAGGAGCACGACAGAUGAAGUAUUAGCAGCUUUGAAACGGCAUUCUACACCAAGCCAUCGUCAAAAAUCAGAUUCAGCUUUUACAAGGAAAAAACAGUUCAGCAGAUGGAGUAAAGAUAGUUCUUCAUUUCCUAAAAAUUCAGACGCGAGUGAUAGCAACGCUACAGAUAAUCAUGACUUGCGGAACAAAAAGUCAAAACUUAUCGGUCCUCCAGAGCAGAAGAUCCUUCUGCUUUGUGGACCCCCAGGGCUUGGAAAGACUACGCUUGCUCAUGUUGCAGCUAAGCAUUGCGGAUAUCGCGUUGUUGAGAUCAAUGCUAGUGACGAGCGAUCAGCAGCAGCCAUUGAAACUAGAAUUCUUGACGUAGUUCAGAUGAACUCCGUCACAGCUGACUCUAGACCUAAAUGUUUGGUGAUUGAUGAGAUAGAUGGAGCGCUUGGUGAUGGAAAAGGAGCAGUAGAUGUUAUUCUAAAGAUGGUGUUGGCGGAAAAGAAGCAUGCUACAGGCAAGGAAAAUAUAGAUAAUGGGAAGACUUCCUCGAAGAAGGAGCGGCGAACAGCACCACUAUCAAGACCUGUCAUUUGUAUAUGCAAUGACUUAUAUGUACCAGCUCUUAGACCUCUGCGACAAAUAGCAAAGGUUCAUGUAUUUGUUCAACCAACAGUGAGUCGUGUGGUAAACAGGCUCAAGUAUAUUUGUAACAUGGAGGGGAUGAAAACAAGAUCCUUCGGUCUUAGUGCACUUGCGGAUUACACUGAAUGCGACAUACGCUCUUGCUUGAACACUCUGCAGUUUCUCAACAAGAAGAAUGAAACCCUCAAUGUGAUCGACAUUGGUUCUCAAGUUGUUGGGCGGAAAGACAUGUCAAAGAGUCUCUUUGAUAUCUGGAAAGAGAUAUUCAACAAGAGAAAAAUGAAACGAGAACGCUCUAACGACGCUUCUGGCAGUGAGGCCAAAAAGUUUGAUUUCUUACACUCCCUCGUAUCCAGUCGGGGUGAUUACGAUUUGAUUUUCGAUGGAAUACAUGAAAACGUUUUGCAGCUUCAGUACCAUGAUCCGGCGAUGGACAAAACGGUUAGCUGCUUGGACUGUCUUGGAACUUCUGAUUUGCUGCAUCGAUAUAUUAUGCGCACCCAGCAAAUGCAUCUUUACGCUUAUUUACCUAGCCUGGUGAUACCUAUACAUCGUCGAGUGGCUCAGAUUCAAAGACCAACUAUUCAGUGGCCUAAGUCAUAUCACAGAUGUCGCACGCUAUUAGUGGAAAAGCAGGAGUCUCUGCGGUCUUGGCACCACAAGAUACCUCCCUAUAUUGGGAGGCAUUUAUCCAUCAAGUCUUUCGUAGAAGACUCUGUUUCCCCGCUAUUGCAUAUUCUUUCUCCACCAACUCUUAGACCAGUGGCAUCACAUUUGCUGUCAGAGAGGCAAAAGGAUCAACUGGCGAGUUUGGUCAUGCUUAUGCAUUCUUAUUCUUUGACUUACAAGAAUGUGAAACUUGAUCCUGCUGUGAGUAACCUCAGGGAGGGUGCUGCUUCAGAUGCUUCAGUUCUUGCUUUAGAUCCACAUCUAUUUGAUUUCAUUAGUUUCAAGGGUCGCCAAUAUAAACAUCACGUACUCACCUUAGCAAUGAAACAAGUGUUGGCACAUGAAGUUGAGAAGCAGAAGAUAUUGCAAGCAAGUGGAGGAAGGUCCGGGAUCUUGAGCAAACCACCCGAAAUCAAGAAAAUAAAUCCAGACUUAGUCAGGAAAACUAUUGCUGCUUCAAAGGAGAGUCACAAAAAUCCAGUUAUCUCAAAACCUCCAUCAGUCUCAGUUGAAAACGCCACGACUUCAAAACCCAAACCUAGUGAUGUGAAAAAGGCAUCUCGCACCGCCCUUAGUUUCUUCGACAGGUUUAGGAAGUCGAGGAAAGAUUAUGAAGAUCCAGAGGAUGUACAAAAGCGAGCAACAGCAAAAAGAGAUUCACGCCCUCUUCUCUUCAAGUUUAACGAGGGUUUCACAAAUGCUGUGAAGAGACCGGUGAGAAUGCGGGAGUUUCUACUGUGAUUCUGCAAUGGAGGAAGUUUUAGUAAACUGGUGCAUGCAUACUUGCAAGAUCUAAAGCUUUUUACAUCCUCUUUCGACCAAAUGUGGAUUAAGGUUGAGUGUAUAUGUAGCAGUCAAAGAUCGGUUGCUUAUGGUUACUGGUGAGCAAAGAGAGAAAAUGAUACGUGUGUAUUUUACCGUACUUUGUUCAAAACGAAACUAUAAUCUUGGCAAAACCGUUACUAA
Molecule: messenger RNA, 3300 nt
Organism: Brassica rapa (field mustard)
Lineage: Eukaryota; Viridiplantae; Streptophyta; Magnoliopsida; Brassicales; Brassicaceae
Product: chromosome transmission fidelity protein 18 homolog
Molecular function (GO): ATP binding; ATP hydrolysis activity
Source: RefSeq, a predicted model, not a curated record